UUCUAUUUAAUGCGCAUUCCGCCAUGGCCUCUCAAAUUGGAGUCUUCUCUUCAGAUAGUGAUACUGUCAACAAUUCGUCGACAAUGUCAGCAGCUGUAGCUAUGACUACCUCUCAUACUUCAGCAAACCAGAGUAGUUGUGCUUCUGAUAAUGGUUCGGUGGGUCAAGGCACUGUUGUAUCUCCUAGUUCUUCAGCCCAGUUUCAAAGAUUGAAGGUUGAAGAUGCACUUUCUUAUUUGGAUCAAGUCAAAUUGCAGUUUGGUAAUCAGCCUCAAGUGUAUAAUGAUUUCCUUGAUAUAAUGAAAGAAUUUAAGUCUCAAAGUAUUGAUACUCCUGGUGUAAUUAGCCGUGUCUCCAACUUGUUUAAAGGUCAUCCUGAUCUUAUUGUUGGCUUUAAUACUUUUUUGCCACCUGGCUUUAAGAUUGAAGUUCAUGGUCAGAAUGAGAUCAAUAUUCAAGGUCCUGCCCAGCAUAGUCAUACUCUCCAGCAAAUUGCAAUGAGGCACAAUGCUGCUGCUGCUGCAGCUGCAGCCAGUGCUGGUAAUCAGUCUGGAACUGGGCAGACUCAACGCUCCUCUCCUAGUUCUAGCAGUAACCCUGCACUGACUGGACAACAAAAAGGUCAUCAACCUGUUGAAUUUAACCAUGCCAUCAAUUACGUCAACAAGAUAAAGAACCGGUUUCAGGGUCAACCUGAUGUUUAUAAAGCAUUUCUGGAGAUUUUACAUACCUAUCAAAAAGAACAACGUCUUCUAAAAGAUGGUGGCAUACCAUCAACCACACCCUUGAGUGAGACAGAAGUAUAUGGCCAAGUUUCAAAGUUGUUUCAGAAUCAAGAGGAUUUACUUUCUGAAUUUGGGCAAUUUCUCCCUGAUGCUACUUCCUCUCACAGUCUUUUAGGAUUUGCUGGACCUUUAGCUCUAGCUGCAUCUGCCACAAAGAAGCAAUCUGGAAAAAGUGGCAAAGCUCAUAGUCGUAAGAGCUCACAAAGCAGCUCUGCAGGUUUACCGAGUAAGAAAAGUAAAAAUAGUGCAAAAGAUGUCUUAGCUGAAGCCGGUAAACAUGGUAACUAUGUUGAAGUGGCAUUAUUUGAUAAGAUUCGCAAAGCUUUACACAAUCCUGAAGUUUAUGAUAACUUUCUCCGCUGUCUUAUGCUAUUCAAUGAAGAGAUUGUCUCUAGACAAGAACUUACCCAACUUGUUACACCUUUUCUGGGAAAAUUUCCUGACCUCUUCUGCCAGUUUAAAGUUUUAUUGGGAUUUAAGGAGCCAAGUACUGCUGAAUUAUCUCCUGAACCAUCUCCUCCACCACAAAUACCUCAUAAAGAAAGAGUAACUGAAUUUGCUGCUGAAAUAGAUUUUAACAGUCUGAAGCGUCAUGGAGCCAGUUAUAGAGCACUACCGAAGUCUUAUGUUCAACUUAAAUGUUCAGGAAGAACUAGAUUAUGUCAUGAAGUUUUGAAUGAUACUUGGGUCUCAUUUCCAAUGUGGUCUGAAGAUACAACGUUUCAUGGAACAAGGAAAACUCAAUAUGAAGAAUAUAUAUUUAGGUGUGAAGAUGAACGUUUUGAGUUAGAUGUGGUUUUAGAAACUAACUUGUCAACAAUCAAAGUGUUGGAAGCCAUUCAAAAGAAAAUGUCAAGAAUGUCUCCAGAGACGUUAAACCAUUUUACACUUGAUAACAGACUUGGGGGGUUUUCUGAAGUUAUUCAUCGUAAAGCUAUACAUAGAAUAUAUGGUGACAAAGCCACUGAUAUUAUUGAAGGUUUAAAAAGGAACCCUGCAGUUGCAAUACCAAUUGUUUUGAAAAGACUAAAGUCAAAGCAGGAAGACUGGUUGGAUGCUCAAAGGCAAUUCAAUAAAAUGUGGAGAGAGCAGUUAGAGAAGUAUCAUUUGAAAUCAUUGGAUCAUCAAGGCAUUAACUUUAAAGCCUCGGAUACUAAAAUCAUGAGACCUAAGUCUCUUAUUGGAGAAGUUGAAUGUCUUUUUGAUGAACGUCAAGAGAGUUUUGCUGAAGGAAAAGCAGCUGAUGUUGGACCCCAUCUUUCAUUUAGAUUUACAGAUGAAAAUCAUGUUUUUAAUGAUGCUGUUGGACUAGUCAUGUAUUACAUGAAGAGGGCAUCUAGUUUAACAAAAGAAGAAGCUACAAAGGUUAAAGUGUUCUUGACACGUACUCUCUCUGCUUUCUGUUACUAUCCUGACAUCCAGCUUACUUCAGAAGAUGAUCUUAGUUUUGACAGUGAUUCAGAUGCUAUGGAUGUUAGUCAGGAUGUUAAAGAUCCUGAUGCAAAUCCUAGAUCUUUAUUGCAUUCCUUUCCAGAAACCCCAUCUUGCUAUCAUAAGCUUGAUCAUCAUACAAUUUUUACAAACAACACUGUUUAUGCAUUCUUCAGAUUAAUUCAGUUCCUUUGUGAAAGGUUAAGCAAAGUUUAUUCACAAUCUUUAAUGACCAUACAAGAACAUAAUAAUAAUGGUACUCCUUCCUCUCAAGAAUCCAUUGCAGUGAAGUUAGGGUUGCGAAAGCUACCUGGUAUUCAAGUUGAUGAAUAUUACCCAACAUUUCUUAAUAUGGCAAAGAACUUUAUGGAAGGUAACAUUGACAGCUCGUCCUAUGAGGAUACUUGUCGUGAGAUGUUUGGUGUCCAUGCCUAUCUAACUUUUACUAUGGAUAGACUUGUACAAAAUAUUGCUAGACAACUUCAUGUUAUGAUUGCUGAAGAAAAUUGUUUGCAAAUUAUAGAUGAGUAUGGAAAGUUUGUUGAAGAGUUGGAAGAUAGUGUGACCACAUCAUCACUUGCUGCAUCAGAAAUGAUUUAUCAGAAGAAAAUGGAGGAAAUACUUGCAGAUGAAAACUGUUUCAAAAUAAUAAUGACACGUUCCAAAACAUUAACAAUUGAAUUAUUGGAAAGUGAUGAUUCUUCAGAUGAUACUGGAAUCGAUUCAACUAAGAAAUGUUUGUCUUAUGUUGAACAGUAUAGUAAAGAUGACUCAAAUUUUCAUGAAUUCCGGUCAUUAGUGCAAGAAAGGAAAACUUUUUUGAUGAGAACUCAUCGUGAUCCAACUCAACUUACAUGUACUACUACUGUGGAGAUGGACUGCUCAUUGGGUUCUUCGAAUCCAUUGCUACAAGAAUUUGAUAUACAUGGAGCCAUUGAAUUUAAAAUGGAUGAUAGAACGUAUAGAAUGAUACCAUUAGCUAAUAGUGAAGAUUAUAUGUAUCGCAAGGGUACCUUAUCUAAAGCAAAACAGGUCAACCCAUGGGUAUUUGCUAAGCAAAAGUCUCAAUUUAAUGAGUGGUAUGAUAACUGGAGUCAUGCUAAUGUUACAACUGAAUUGCAAAAGUCCUGUGAUGACUGGUUUUCAGGACUAUCUGUUACUGAAGGUGAUCAUUCACUUACUGAACAAGUCAUACAAGAUUACAAUGGACAGAAAUGUCGUUUUUAUCGUACCUCAUAGGAAAACAUUCACUUUUUAAAGAGUUUUGUAAAACUGAGCUCUUGAUUAUUCAAUACCUGUUACAUGUACAUGUACAUCUAUCUGCACAUUAAGUUUUCAUUAAGAAUAAUAGAUUCUUUUA
Amphimedon queenslandica is the source of this 3576-nucleotide messenger RNA. Its product is annotated as paired amphipathic helix protein Sin3a. The coding region runs from base 24 to 3455 and encodes 1143 amino acids. Gene Ontology annotation, cellular component: Sin3-type complex; chromatin. The record is from RefSeq and is a predicted model, not a curated record. The transcript is spliced from 26 exons. Gene Ontology annotation, biological process: negative regulation of transcription by RNA polymerase II. NCBI's taxonomy places the organism in Eukaryota, Metazoa, Porifera, Demospongiae, Haplosclerida, Niphatidae. Gene Ontology annotation, molecular function: transcription corepressor activity.